This is a messenger RNA of Zootermopsis nevadensis, 1659 nucleotides long. The record is from RefSeq and is a predicted model, not a curated record. NCBI's taxonomy places the organism in Eukaryota, Metazoa, Arthropoda, Insecta, Blattodea, Termopsidae.
CGUCAUUCAGUCUCAGCAUGCGUAUAAUAAAAACUUAACAAAUCAAGGUUAACUUAUUAGCCAAAGCAACUCACACCAGUUUCAUUGGAUUGAAUUCUCAUCUUUUUAAUUUUGAUAUCUAAAACAAAUAAUCGGCAAAGGUGGACGAUUUCGAGGAAGUCCAAUCGACAACUGGUACCAACUUCCGGAAGCCUUCGCUACAAUGCAAUGAGAUGCAGAACUAUUAGGGACUUUUUGCGGUUUCAAAAUUGACGGUAUUCUGGACUGUGGCUGUGUCCCUGUCCUUGUGGGGUACAAUGAUCAUAACUGUAUCAUCAUACAAAGACUUCAGAGAACAUUCCAUAAGUUUUGCAGUGGAAACAACCUACCUUCGCUGGAACACAACAUUUCCAGCAUUCACAGUAUGUGAAGAAGAUGACCCUGAAUAUGUGUGGGAAGAAUUUAAGAAGAAUCACCCAAAUGCAACUGACAAGAUAGGAAGAAUUCUGGAAGAGAUAGUGUACUACAAAGGCAUAUGCAAUUCAUGUGAAGAAUGUAACCAAGAGCUGGACUGUUCAGUAGUAUUUGAUAAGAAGAACUUUGAGGUAUUUGCAUUGUGCAAGGAAAUAUUUACAUUUUGUGAAUGGAAUGGUCAAACAUUUGACUGUUGUGCUAAUUUCUUGCCCCUAAUAACAGAUACAGGCACGUGCUUUACUAUUAACUCCAUUCAUACAAGACAAGACCCCAACAGAAUAAAAAUGAUCUCCAACAGAGAAACAGGGCCUGGAACUCUUACCAUUGGAGUAGUAAGGAAUGUACUGGUAUGCAUGCAUUCCUCUUCAGAUGUGUGCACAUCCAGUCAUGAAAGACAGAAAAAAUGGAAUGUUGAGUUUGGUGAAUCAUGGACUGUACUGUUUAAUGUACUUGAAAUUGUGAAUGACCCCCUAGUACACAAAAUUCCAAUCACAAGACGAGAAUGUCGGUUUCCUGAAGAAAAGCCAGAUCACUAUAAACUGUUCAAGUACUACAGCUAUUCCACCUGUGUGCUUGAGUGUCAAGUUCUUAAAAUGUUGGAACACUGCAAAUGUAUCAAUCAUAUUCUUUAUCCAGCUGUUUCAGGCAACUUCACACAGUGUGACAUCAAUGGGAUUAAAUGCCUCAACGAAAUAUACCUUGACCUAGUAAAAUUGAGGGCAAAACACUCAGAAAAUGAGAACGAACCAGGUAUUAUAUGUGACUGCAGUGCUGACUGCAAAGAACCAGACCAAUUUGUGAUACAUGUAGAGAAAAAAGAAACUAAAAAAGAAAGCAGUGAUAUCAAGUUUGUGAUGCAAACCCUUCCAAAUGAACGAUUACGAAGAAAUGUUAUCCGAAGCAAACUGGACUUAGUUGUAUCUUUAGGUGGGAUUGCAGGGUUAUUUCUUGGAGCAAGUCUAAUCAGCGCUGUGGAGCUACUUGUUCAUGUCUUUAUAAGGAUCUGGACAGCACAUUCACUAACAGGUCACAGCAAUGUACUUGAAGAUAUACCCAGACAACGCAAGAAAUGUUUUAAGAAGCCAUCAUCAAUUGUACAAUAUACAAGUAGUGAAUCUGGUAAAAAGCUUCCAUAUUAUGGGAAGGAUUAUGGUGUUGCUACAGUUUUCAUUUAAAUUCUUCACUAUUCAUGUAAGAAGAGAUGUG